Danio rerio (zebrafish) is the source of this 968-nucleotide messenger RNA. RefSeq names its product retinol binding protein 1, cellular, tandem duplicate 1 (gene rbp1.1). The record is from RefSeq and is marked validated. Gene Ontology annotation, molecular function: lipid binding. NCBI's taxonomy places the organism in Eukaryota, Metazoa, Chordata, Actinopteri, Cypriniformes, Danionidae.
GAGUGCUGCACGACAGGAGCUGAACGACCAGGCAUCAGGUCUGCAUUAUAAACACAUUUUUAGGACAACAAUCGCGUUGCCUGUAGUUCAAAAUGCCUGAUUACACUGGUUACUGGAAAAUGAUCUCCAACAACAACUUUGAGUAUCUCAAAGCUCUUGAUGUUAAUGUUGCUAUCAGGAAAAUUGCUAUUUUAUUAAGACCCGAUAAAGAUAUCAGCCAGAAUGGAGAUCACUUUGUCAUCAAGACUGUCAGCACAUUUAAGAACUACGACAUGGACUUUGUAGUUGGUCAGGAGUUUGAGGAAGACCUGGGUCCAGUUGAUGGCAGGAAAUGUAUGACCACCAUCACUUGGGAUGGAGACAAGCUUGUGUGUGUCCAGAAAGGCGAGGUUGAAGGCCGGGGCUGGACCCAAUGGAUAGAAGGAGAUGAACUUCAUUUGGAACUGAGAGCAGGGGGAGUUGUGGGCAAACAGAUUUUCAAGAAGUCUUAAACCAACGUUGUGUAGUGGUGCCCUCUGCUGGAGAAGAAACAAACAACCACCAUAGUCAGAACUGCAUCUGCCCAUCCUCUCAUUCAUCAGUCUGCGUGUUUACAUUUUCUGGAAGUGCUUAAGCUAUUCCAGUGUGUUCAGUUAAUAUAACAGACACCCGUAAUGCAUAUAUAUGAAUUGCGUAUGUACCAAGUAUGGUUGGUUUUAGUGCUGUAGUCACUAAGAUUAACCCCUUGAGAGAUUCACUUCUGUUUAAAAUACUUUCUCUAACAUCUGAGGGUCUUUUUGGCUGGAGAAAAGAUAUCAGCUCUUGACCCCCUAAGCAAAUCCAAAUUGUUUUUUCUUUCCACAAGCUGGAAGGAGAUAAAUGUGGUGAGAGAUGAUGUGAUUUUCAGUUCCUGCACCGCUGCAUGUAAUGGAGAUGUGUGCUCUAAAAAAUGUACAAAUAACAACUGAUUAAAUGAAGAAAGACUAACA